Molecule: messenger RNA, 993 nt
Organism: Rosa chinensis
Lineage: Eukaryota; Viridiplantae; Streptophyta; Magnoliopsida; Rosales; Rosaceae
Product: umecyanin
Exons: 2
Coding region: 308-859 (183 amino acids)
Cellular component (GO): plasma membrane
Molecular function (GO): electron transfer activity
Source: RefSeq, a predicted model, not a curated record
ACUAAAACAUCAAUACUUUACACAUAAGAAAUUACCGGCGUUCGCAUAUGAAGAACAAGUCGGCACGUACAAGCUAGGCAAGGCAUUCCUUUAUUUUCCAGGCUUUGCGCGUCUAAGCGUCUUAGACUUCAAAAAGUCUUCCACCCUUUUUGGUGUUUUCUCACUCAUUCGAGCCCUAUUUAUAGGCUUCAAUUCUUUCUUUGGGACAUAUACUCUCAUCAGACAUCAGUAGUACUCAGAUACAAUUCCAUUUGAAGAGAAGAGAGGUAAACAGAUCAAGAAAGAAGGAAAAGCUAGAGAGAUCGAGAUGGAGAGCCAGAAGAAGAUGAUGGUUGUUUUUGGGUUAGUUGCGGCUGUGUUUUUACAGUGUGUGGCGGCACAGACGACCCAUGUGGUGGGAGAUAGCGUAGGCUGGAUCAUACCACCGAACGGUGCACAACAGUAUGUCACAUGGGCGUCUGGUCAGAAGUUCGUAGUUGGUGAUUUUCUGAUUUUCAACUUCACGACAAACUCACACGACGUUCUGGAAGUACCCAAAGCAUCGUUCGACUCUUGCAGCUCCACCAACCCAAUUGGCAACAUCAUCACCACCGGCCCGGCCAACAUCACUCUCACCUCCUCCGGCGAACACUACUACAUCUGCACUUUCGGCCGCCACUGCCAGUCCGGCCAGAAGCUCGCCAUCUCCGUCUCAGCAUCCGCCACGUCACCCGGAUCCUCCCCUUCUGCACCAUCUCCAUCUACCACAGCUGGCACCACGCCGGGGGUGACCGCGGUGCCGCCAAGCUCUUCAUCCCCUGCUGUUGGGGCUGGUUUCGUUUUGUGCUCGUUGUCCCUUGUAAUGGGAUUGUUCUUUUAGAGGCAUAUAUACAUACUGUAAUUUAUUAUUAUUAUAUCCCAUUGUUCAUUUUGGAUAUUUUGAGAGAUCGAUAGACAAUAAGGUUAAUGUUGAUUGUAAUUUGAUUUUUAGCAUGAUGAUAUAUUUUUGGAGCA